This is a messenger RNA of Micromonas pusilla CCMP1545, 1065 nucleotides long. RefSeq lists its product as uncharacterized. NCBI's taxonomy places the organism in Eukaryota, Viridiplantae, Chlorophyta, Mamiellophyceae, Mamiellales, Mamiellaceae. The coding region runs from base 1 to 1065 and encodes 354 amino acids. The record is from RefSeq and is a predicted model, not a curated record. Gene Ontology annotation, cellular component: cytoplasm; nucleus. Gene Ontology annotation, molecular function: tRNA-specific adenosine-34 deaminase activity. The transcript has 2 exons.
AUGGCGGACGUCGCGCUCGGGGAACCGACGCACGUCCCCGCGACGCCGCCGCCGGUGUUCGAGCUCGCGGACGUGUGGACGACGCGGGUGGACAAGCGCGCGUGCUCGCUCUUGCUCAAGGAGGCGUGCGCGGAGAUCCCUCUCCCCGACGCCCUCGCGCACGUCAAGCGCGUGCGCAAGGCGGACGACGGCGACGACCGCCUCCGCCUCGUCGUGUGCAUCGCGUCCUCCUCCUCCUCCUCCUCCUCCUUCGACGACGACCGAGACGUCCCGGACGCGGCGCGCGCGCUCGUGACGCGCCACGCGCUGCCCCCGCUCGAGCGCGAUACCGUCCCCGCGCACGCCCCGCGCACGAGAGAGCAGUGGGAGGCGUGGAACGCGCGCUGGCCCAUCUCGUGGAAGAAGCCGAUGUCGCAUCUCGCGGAGCCCGCGGAGUCGCCGUCCGCCGCCGACGCGGAGACCAUGCGUCGGUGGACGCGCGAGGCGAUCGACGACGCGCGCCGCGGGGGAGGCGGCGGGUGUGUCAUCGCGAACGCGGUGGUGAUCGUGGAUCCGGCGAGCGGCCGCGUCGUCGCGCGGGGGCGCGACGCGACCGGGGGGUGGCGUAUACGGCGGCGGGACGGCGAAGACGAAGACGAAGAAGACGCGCGACGGCAUCCGCUUCGACACGCCGUUCUCGACGCGAUCGACGCCGCGGCCAGCGCCGACCUCGCGCGCGACCCGCCCUCGUCCUCGCCUCUCCCGCCGCCGCCGCCGCCGCCGCCGGGCGACGACGACGAUUUCGGCGGCGUCGGAGAGAAGCGGCGGAGGGCGCCGACGGCGUCGCUCGCGGAGAUGACCGCCGAAAUCGGUCGGGGGUAUUUAUGCACCGGAUACGACGUCUACUGCGCGCGAGAGCCGUGCGUGAUGUGCGCGAUGGCGCUGACGCACUCGCGCGUUCGGAGGGUGAUAUACGCGAUCCCGAGCGCGAGGCACGGCGCGCUCGGCGGCGGCGCGUACUCGUUGCAAAAGGAGCGGACGUUGAAUCAUCACUACGACGUGUACACCUUCGGCGUCGACGCGUGA